CUGUAGGUGGCACUAGUAAGCACAAUGCCAGGCAACAUCGAAACAUAACUCAUAGGAUAGCAAAGAAGCCCGGGUGAAGAAGGGGAAACAAAUGAAGAGUUAGCUAGUGUUACAUCGCAAUAUUAAAACUCUUACUCCUACCAAGUUGACUUACAGUUAACUUUCAUGAACAGAAGAUGGAAGUAGGAUAUGUCUGUGAGUGGGAGAAGAGACCCAGGAGCAACCAUUGCCCUUCAAUCCCGCUUGUGUGUGCAUGGUCAUGCAGAAACCUCAUCGCGUUCACCACCGAUCUUAAAAAUGAAGAGGAUGAAAAAGAUCUUAGCCGUAUGAUUCAUAUUAUUGAUACGGAGCAUCCAUGGGACGUGUACUCGAUCAACUCGGGCCACACAGAGGUGAUCAGCUGCUUGGAAUGGGACCAGUCAGGGUCGCGGUUGUUGUCGGCGGACGGCGACGGUCAGAUCAAGUGCUGGGCCAUGACGGAGCAUCUGGUGAACAGCUGGGAGAGCACGCACAGCAGCGCGGUGGACGGCGACCCCAUCGUGGCCCUGUCCUGGCUACACAACGGCGUCAAACUGGCCCUGCAUGUGGAGAAGUCGGGCUCCACUAACUUUGGGGAGAAGUUCUCGCGGGUGAAGUUCUCGCCGUCGUUGACGCUGUUCGGGGGGAAGCCGAUGGAGGGCUGGUUGGCCGUAACGGUCAGUGGCCUGGUGACCGUGUCUCUGCUCAAGCCCAACGGCGCGUUGCUAAGCGCCAGCGAGAGUCUGUGCCGCCUGCGGGGACGCGUGGCGCUCGCCGACAUCGCUUUCACGGGCGGAGGCAACAUCGUCGUCGCGGCGACGGAUGGGAGCAGCUCGUCGCCAGUGCAGUUCUACAAGGUGUGUGUGAGCGUGGUGAACGAGAAGUGUCGCAUCGACACUGAGCUGCUGCCCUCCCUCUUCAUGCGCUGCACCACUGACCCCGCGCGCAGAGACAAGUACCCGGCCGUCACGCACCUCAAGUUCCUCACGCGCGAGAACUCCGAACAGGUGCUGCUUUGUGCCUCUAGUCAGAUGGGCAGCAUAGUGGAGUGCUGGUCACUGCGGAAGGAAGGACUUCCUGUCAAUAACAUUUUCCACCAGCGCUCACCAGCCGUGGGCGAGAAGCAGCCCAUGAUCCUGAAGUGGCGAAUCCUCUCUGCCACCAACGACCUUGACCGCGUGUCUGCUGUCGCUCUUCCGAAGCUGCCCAUCUCCAUCUCCAACACUGACCUCAAAGUGGCGUCCGACACCAAGUUCUGCCCUGGCCUGGGCCUGGCUCUGGCAUUCCACGACGGCAGUAUUCAGGUUCUGCACCGGCUCUCUCUCCACACCAUGGGUGUGUACUACGGUUCUUCCUCCGGUUCCUCCCAGCGCGUGGGCGAGGAACCCGCUAUCAAGAGGCAGCGUGCCGGAGGCCCCACCAUCCACUUCAAGGCCCUGCAGUUCUCCUGGACCUCGCUGGCCCUGGUCGGAGUGGACAACCAUGGGAAGCUGCACAUGAUCCGUGUGUCACCGUCCAUGGGUCAGAUGCUGGACAUGAACACGCUGCUGCGCCACCUGCUGUUCCUGCUGGAGUACUGCAUGGUGACGGGCUACGACUGGUGGGACGUGCUGCUCCACGUGCAGCCAGGGAUGGUGCACAACCUGGUGGAGCGUCUGCACGAGGAAUACAUGAGGCAGAACCAGGCCCUGCAGCAGGUUCUGUCCACGCGGAUCGUGGCGGUGAAGGCGUCGCUGUGUAAGUUGUCGUCGGCGACGGCGGCGCGUGCCUGUGACUUCCACGCCAAGCUCCUCCUCAUCGCUAUAAGCUCCACCCUCAAGUCGCUGCUGCGCCCGCACGUGCUCAGUACGCCCGACAAGAGUCCCGGUGACCGCCUGGCCGAGAUCUGCACCAAAAACACCGACACUGACAUCGAUAAGGUGAUGAUCAACCUGAAAACGGAGGAGUUCGUGCUGGACGGGCCGCCUCUGCAGUCUCUCCAGCAGCUCAUCCAGUGGGUCGGCGACUUCGUGCUUUACCUGAUGGCCAACCUGCCCAACCAGGGGUCAGUGGUGCGUCCGGGCUUCGGGUUCCUGCGUGACGGCGCGUCCCUGGGCAUGCUCAGAGAGAUGAUGGUGAUGAUCCGUAUCUGGGGCCUGCUGAAGCCGGGCUGCCUGCCCAUCUACACGGCCACCUCCGACAACCAGGACAGCAUGAGCCUCCUGUUCCGCCUGCUGACCAAGCUCUGGCUCUGCUCACGGGACGAGGGUCACCCCCAGGAGCCGGACGAGUCUUUGAUCGACGAGUGCUGCCUUCUGCCCAGUCAGCUGCUGGUGCCCAGUAUGGACUGGCUGCCCAUCAACGACGGCGUCAUCACCAAGAUGCAGAGCAAGCAGCCGCUGCGGCUACAGUUCGGCAAACCCUACACGCUGCCCAGCCUCACGUCCAACACACAGGUGGACAUCUUCUCCAGGAGCCCCGGGUCUCAGCGGAUGGAUAACCUGCGCUGUCUACACCUGGGGGUGUAUCCCACUGAGGACAGCAAGGCCUGCACCAGGUGUGGCUGUGUGACCAUGCUGCGCUCCCCCAAUAAGACCAACGCCAUGAAGCAGUGGGAGCAGCGCUGGAUAAAGAACUGCCUGUGUGGAGGCCUGUGGAGGAGGAUACCCCCUGUGCUCUCCUGACCGUCACACCUCAACA
This is a messenger RNA of Alosa alosa (allis shad), 2697 nucleotides long. It is a transcript of the gene med16, whose product is annotated as mediator complex subunit 16. Gene Ontology annotation, biological process: positive regulation of DNA-templated transcription. Gene Ontology annotation, molecular function: protein binding. The transcript is spliced from 14 exons. Gene Ontology annotation, cellular component: mediator complex. The coding region runs from base 177 to 2681 and encodes 834 amino acids. NCBI's taxonomy places the organism in Eukaryota, Metazoa, Chordata, Actinopteri, Clupeiformes, Clupeidae. The record is from RefSeq and is a predicted model, not a curated record.